Geodia barretti is the source of this 2139-nucleotide messenger RNA. The record is from the annotation of a GenBank genome assembly. Lineage: Eukaryota; Metazoa; Porifera; Demospongiae; Tetractinellida; Geodiidae.
AUGACGCUUGCCGCCCAUCUGGCAGCCGGGCUGAACCUCUUUGCUCUGUCCCCCCUACUUCCACUGGCAAUCGAGGAAUACGGGAUCAGCCAUUGGGCGGCGGGGAUGCUGGUAUCCCUACCCAUGCUGGUUGCCGCGGGUAUCGGGAUCCCCGGCGGUAUCCUCAUCGCCCGCAUAGGUGUUAAACGGGCCUAUAUGUGGGCGUGGGUGGCCAUGGCGUUGCUGGCCCUCGCACCGGUCGUUCCCAACUUUUGGGUGUUGCUGGCGCUGCGCCUGGCAUACGGCGUGGGUCUGGCGUUUGUGGUGGUGGCUACCGGCCCGCUGGUGAUGCAGUGGUUCAAGCCCAAGGAAAUGCUGGUUAUCAACUCUCUGAAUACUGCCAUCCUGAGUGCGGGUGUGGCAGUCUCUUUGGCGGGUGCCGUUCCGCUGGCCGAUUUGCUGGGCUGGAAGAUGACCCUGACGGUGUUCUCAAGCGUCGGAAUCAUCGGGACCGUGCUGUGGCCGCUGGCGCCCAAAGAUGGGCAGAACGGGACAGACCAAGCGAAGGGUAUUUCAAUUCGAGAGGUCUUGAGGGUCCUCCGCGGAAGGGCCGUGGUGCUUCUCGUAGCCGCCGACGCGGGAAUCUUUAUUCAAUACACGGCAUUGACCACUUGGUUGCCAACAUUCUACGGAGAGGAGCGAGGAAUUUCUCCCCAAGAGGCGGGAUUCAUCACAAGCAUUCUGCCAUUCAUUGGGAUAUUCGCGGUCCUUGCUGGAGGCGCAGUUCCACUGUUGUUUGAGUCCUACCGAUCAGCAUUUCAGCGCUUCGGAGGGCUGGGCGACUUUCUUUUCUCCUACCGCGGAGUGAUGGCUUUCUCAGGGGUAUUGGCAAUUGUAGGCGGGCUGGGAACAUUCUUAUUAGGAAAUUUGCUUGGAAUUUAUGUCUCGGUUGUGGUGCUGGGCAUAGGAUCCUGGUUCUAUGUCCCGGCUCUGCUCACGAUUCCAAUGAGGUUGGAGGGAGCGACUCCGGAGCGGGUGGCAGCGGUUUGGGGAUCAUAUAUGACCUUCUCGGGUCUAGGGAUGUUCAUAUUCCCGAUCCUCGUGGAUGUAACCAUGGCGGUGGAACCCUUCAAGAUCGAUAUUCCUGAUUCUGUGCUGGACGAUCUCAAGGCAAGGCUGGAGCGCACGCGGUGGCCCGACGAACUCCCCGGCGUCGGCUGGGAGUACGGCUCCAACAUGGAUUACAUCAAGGAACUGGUGGAGUACUGGAAGAACGACUUCAACUGGCGCAAGCAGGAGGAGCUGAUCAACAGCUUCUCCCACUUCAAGGCGCCGGUGGACGGGCGGCAGGUACACUUCAUCCACGAAAAGGGGAAAGGGCCGAACCCGCUGCCGCUGAUCAUCACUCACGGCUGGCCCGGCACUUUCUUCGAGAUGCACAAGGUCAUACCCCUUCUUUCCGACCCUGCGGCCCACGGCGGCGACCCGGCCGACGCCUUUGACGUGGUGGCGCCGUCGAUGCCCGGAUACGGCUUUUCUGAUGCGGCCCAGGAGCGAGGCCUGGAUGUGCUGGCCGUUGGCGACGUCAUGGCCAAGCUUAUGCACGAGCAGCUGGGCUAUGAUCGUUUUGGUGCACAGGGUGGCGACUGGGGCGCCAGCGUCACUGCGCGGCUGGGCCACUCGCACUCCGAUCACUGCAUCGGCAUACACACUACCUCGGUCACCCGCCCCACUCCAUAUAUGGGACCAGACGCUGGGUUACGGCCUCAACGACUCCCCGGCAGGAUUGUGCGCCUGGAUCGUCGAAAGUACCGCACCUGGAGCGACUGCCACGGCGAUGUAGAGUCCAAGUUCACCAAGGACGAACUGCUGACCACCGUGACCAUCUACUGGGUAACGCAGUCCAUCAACUCCUCCACCCGCCUGUACUACGAGACACUGCGCAAGCCAUGGGACUUCUCCCAGGGAGAGCGCAUCAACGUGCCGGUGGGCGUCGCGGUGUUCCCAGCCGAGAUCAGCCGCGCUCCACGGGAAUGGGCGGAGCGUUCCUACAACGUGCAGCAGUGGACGGUGAUGCCCAGCGGGGGCCACUUUGCGGCCCUCGAGGAGCCGGAGCUACUGGUGGAGGACGUUCGCAACCACUUCCGCUCCCUGCGUUAG